This is a messenger RNA of Rhipicephalus microplus (southern cattle tick), 439 nucleotides long. RefSeq lists its product as uncharacterized. NCBI's taxonomy places the organism in Eukaryota, Metazoa, Arthropoda, Arachnida, Ixodida, Ixodidae. The record is from RefSeq and is a predicted model, not a curated record.
GCACAGAGUAAUGGUGUCUUACAGCGGCAGGCCGCCACGUGCAACGCGCUCAAAAAAAGCGCUGACUGAUGACGAAAUCCAAGAACUAUUGUUUGGAGACGAGUCAGAUCUUGAUGUGGAUUCAGACUCGGGCGACGAAGCGAAAAAAUUUCAACCGGAGUCCGCGCUUCAUAGCGAAGAAAGCGACGAAAACGAAGAUAGUUCCAGUGAAGAUGAAAAUGUCAAAAACAAGAAGUUUGAGAAAACACUUUUAGAGGAACGUACACGCCAAAAAGCUGCACAGUCCUGGAAAGUGCAAGCAUUUUCGGCUCCAACUGACAUCGAAAAAGCUACAGCUUCACUAGCCUGUCAGGAGCCUCAGACGCCUUUGACAUAUUUUAAGGAGUACUUUGAGGACGACUUUUGGGAAUUUGUAGUGACAAGAACUAACUUGUACUAA